Owenia fusiformis is the source of this 847-nucleotide messenger RNA. The record is from the annotation of a GenBank genome assembly. NCBI's taxonomy places the organism in Eukaryota, Metazoa, Annelida, Polychaeta, Sabellida, Oweniidae.
GGACGGGAGAGGUUUCUAAGGCAGCAGAGGGUAUCAAUCCAAUGAGAGAAGCCGAAAUGUUGCCAUCACCAAGGCUGCUCACUAGCCAUCUUUCUUAUGAUGUAAUGCCAGAAUCUGUACGUCAAGGCAUAUGUAAGGUGGUGGUUGUCCUGAGAAACCCCAAAUCCUUAUUUAACAGCACUUUCCAGUAUGAAAUGCUCCUCCCAGAGGAAUUUCAAGAAGUUCAAACAUUUGAUGAAUAUCUUGAUAGUCAACUGACAGAAGUACAAGAUAAAAUAACUUUUGGUACAUGGUUGAAUCAUGUUAGUGGUUGGUGGCGAAACAGAGAAAAGAUGAAAGGAAACAUCCACUUUAUCCAUUAUGAAGAUAUGAUACAGGACAUGUCAAAAGUAGUGGCAGACCUUGCUAAAUUUCUCAACAAAAAUCUCUCACAAGAAGCUAUCAAUACAGCAACUGAGUAUCUGCAGUAUGGAAACAUGAAAACAAAUCCUAAGACUGGUAAUGCAUUUGAAAAUGUUACUGUAUAUCCUGACACAGACACUAACAGACAGCAGAUGUUUCAAGCUUCCCAUAUGCGUAAAGGUGCCAUUGAUGACUGGAAAAACAACCUGACUGUUGCCCAAAGUGAGAGAAUUGAUGAAUACCUUUAUCCAAGAUUAGAGAAAAUUGAUUUGAAAUUUCAAUAUGAAUAGAUAGACUGCUGAAAAAUAUUGACAUUUUCUGAUCUGUUCGGUUCAGUGAGACAAUGUCAUUUGGACACACAUGUACUAUUAUCAUCGAAAAGUUUUCAGUCAUACUCUAAUGUGUUCAAUAUAUUUGUUUGGGUGAUCAAGAAAUUCCAGUAAUA